CAAACACUUCCAGCACAAUGGCGUUCAGGACUGCGGAAGAAACAUCAUCUGCUAUUAAGCAGCUGAAUUCUUCUCCUUCUUUAAAGAUACUAGACCUUGCCGAGACAUUAUCACCCAAAGACCUGCCACAGGUGUCUCAAAAACGAAAUUCCGCGGUGUCUGAAGACAGCGAACAGAACAGCGAUACACACCCUGCUGCGCUAGAGGCAGACUUGACUCACUACAAGGAGCUUUUCAGUAAACUUAGGUUCAGUUAUGUCGAACAGGUUACAAAGGAGAAAUUCCUACGAAACAUCACGGACAACCCACCUCGUUUUGUAGAGAACAACGAAAAUGAAGCAAAGGAGGCAGAGAUACUGGCUUCUAAGGCAGAGCUGAAGGAGCGGAAACUGGAAGUGGCGGAAAUCAUCAAGCAGUUAGAGGAGAAGGGUCGAGAGCUGGCGCUGCGGUACGAAGGGAUCCAGCUGCGCACCGCACGGCUAACGCAACUUCCUACCGACAUCGACAAUCUCCAAGUGAACAUAGAACGGCUUAGGCACGAGCAGAUUCCAUCGACCGAUAAUCCGGAAAUGGCGCUGCCUCUUCCCGAAACGCGGCGCCUAUUGCAGGAGCGAGAAGCAGAGCUGACCGCUCUGAAUGCCCAACUUGCAUCGUUGCAGGCUCAACUGCCCGGACGCGCACAAGAGCUCGACAAAUUAGAGCGAGAGUUGAAGCCUCUGGAGACUCAGAAACAGGGAACUGUUGCAGCUGCGAAAGAGGCGAAGCGACGAAGAGAAGAGGGAGGCGGAAUUGGGGAUGAGCUGGAAGAGAGAGGAAGAUGGCUGCGAGCUUCAGAGCAAGCUUUGAAAGAAAUGCUCGACAUUGAAGAUGAAAAUGGAGGCGCGAGGCACUAAUAUCUUUCUUUUCCUCGCAGGCGUUAUGGGUUGGAUCAGAAAGGGAUGAGAUACCCCAUGGUUAAUAGAUGCAUUUUCGAGUAAUUACCAUGAUCAUGGUUCACAGCACACAUAAUAGUUUG
This is a messenger RNA of Aaosphaeria arxii CBS 175.79, 1015 nucleotides long. RefSeq lists its product as uncharacterized. The record is from RefSeq and is a predicted model, not a curated record. Gene Ontology annotation, cellular component: kinetochore. Lineage: Eukaryota; Fungi; Ascomycota; Dothideomycetes; Pleosporales. Bases 18 to 893 code for a protein of 291 amino acids. The transcript is spliced from 2 exons. Gene Ontology annotation, biological process: protein localization to kinetochore; attachment of mitotic spindle microtubules to kinetochore; kinetochore assembly.